AUGUCAAACGAACCAGAGGGAGAGUUUGAUCCUUUCGAGUUGGAUCCCAGUGAAGUUUACACGUUAGAAGAUUUCCUUGCCGAGGAUGAAAUAUUAGAUGAAUUUGGAAGGAAGAUCGAAGAGAAUUUGAAGGUUGCAAUCGAUGGAGAAGCAUCGAAUCCACCUCGCCGCAGACGCCUCUCCGGAAUCAGGAGAGUUAUUCCAAGGAAUCGACAAGGUGCGCAUGAUGAUCUUGUAGCAAAUUAUUUCUCUGCAAAUCCUAUCUACACCGACGAGAUGUUCCGUAGGAGGUUCCGUAUGAGAAGGCCGCUUUUUCUUCGCAUUGUGGAAAAACUUGGUGAGUGGUCCUCUUAUUUUACACAGCGAGCAGAUGUCACUGGUAAAGAUGGCCACUCACCACUCCAAAAGUGUACUGCGGCAAUUCGGAUGCUUGCAUAUGGCAGCUCAGCUGAUCAACUUGAUGAAGUUUUGAAGAUUGGCACAAGCACGGCUUUAGAGUGUUUGGGAAAUUUUGCCAAAGGGGUGAUAGAAUGCUUUGGUCCAGAGUACUUGCGUCCUCCAAGGAGUGACGAGCUAGAAAAUAUACUUCAACAAAAUGAGUCUCGUGGUUUUCCAGGGAUGAUAGGAAGCAUUGACUGUAUGCAUUGGGCUUGGAAGAAUUGCCCAAAAGGUUGGGCCGGCAUGUUUACACGUGGUGACAAAGGCGUUCCUACUAUGAUUCUUGAAGCAGUUGCAUCACGAGAUCUUCGCAUAUGGCAUGCUUUUUUUGGUACUGCCGGAUCUCAAAAUGACAUUAAUGUAUUGAAUAAGUCUACACUGUUCAUCGACGUUCUAAGAGGAGAAGCUCCAAAGGUACAUUACACUGUUAAUGGGAAUCAAUAUGAAACUCCAUAUUAUCUUGCCGAUAGGAUAUAUCCAGAGUGGGCAGUCUUCGUGAAGACUAUACAUCUUCCUCAGUUAGAAAAAGACAAAUUAUUUGCACUACGUCAAGAAUCUACAAGGAAAGAUGUUGAAUGCGCGUUCGGUGUGCUACAAUCUCGUUUUGAUAUUGUUCGCUGACCAGCACGUUUAUGGAAGAGGAAGGAUGUUGUGAACAUAAUGCAAGCUUGUGUUAUACUUCAUAAUAUGAUAGUCGAAGAUGAAAAAGAAUCGGUUACAAUUCCGUUGGACUUGAACGAGAAUCCAAGUCCAACUAUUGUGCUACCACCGGAAGUGCGUACUAGUGACAAUCCUAACCCCUGCUUCGUGGAGGUGCUACAGAGAAACGCUGCUCUCCGUGCUCGCUCAACUCAUACUCAGCUUAGGACAGAUUUGGUUGAACACAUAUGGCAACACUAUGGAAACAAUCAAAAUUAGAUUGACAUGAAGCUAUGUAUUCAUACUAAUUGUUUCCUAUUUUGCAAUGUCAUUUCAUGAUUCGGGUAUCAAAUGAUAUAAUUAUAAAUUAUAUUAUGUUUA
Molecule: messenger RNA, 1458 nt
Organism: Zea mays
Lineage: Eukaryota; Viridiplantae; Streptophyta; Magnoliopsida; Poales; Poaceae
Exons: 1
Coding region: 1-1059 (352 amino acids)
Source: RefSeq, a predicted model, not a curated record